Molecule: messenger RNA, 903 nt
Organism: Acanthisitta chloris (rifleman)
Lineage: Eukaryota; Metazoa; Chordata; Aves; Passeriformes; Acanthisittidae
Gene: RPL6
Product: ribosomal protein L6
Exons: 6
Coding region: 2-865 (287 amino acids)
Biological process (GO): translation
Cellular component (GO): ribosome
Molecular function (GO): structural constituent of ribosome
Source: RefSeq, a predicted model, not a curated record
GAUGGCGGGUGAGAAGGCACCUGCUGAGAAGAAACCAGCCAAGAAGGCAGGUGAGAAGAAACCAGCAGAGCAGAAGCCAAGCCAGAAGGCAGCAGGGGACAAGAAGAAGAGGGUGAAGAAGUACCAUGCGAGCCGCAACCCCGUGCUGGCCCGGGGCAUUGGGAGGUACUCCCGCUCCGCCAUGUACGCCAGGAAGGCUCUGUACAAGCGCAAGUACACGGCUCCGGAGACCAAGAUAGAGAAGAAGAAGAAGGAAAAGCCACGUGCAACCAUCACCAAACCAGUGGGGGGAGACAAGAAUGGAGGCAGCCGGGUGGUGAAAAUCCGGAAAAUGCCCAGGUACUACCCCACCGAGGACGUCCCGCGGAAGCUGCUGAGCCACGGCAAGAAGCCGUUCUGCGAGCACAAGCGGCGGCUGAGAGCCUCCAUCACCCCUGGGACUGUGCUCAUCCUGCUCACCGGGCGCCACAGGGGCAAGCGGGUUGUCUUCCUGAAGCAGCUUGAUACUGGUCUUCUGCUUGUGACAGGCCCUCUGGUUGUCAACCGUGUCCCCCUGCGUAGGGCCCAUCAGAAGUUUGUCAUUGCCACAUCCACAAAGGUGGAUCUCACGGGAGUGAGAAUUCCCAAACAUCUCACCGACUCCUACUUCAAGAAGAAGAGGCUGAGGAAGCCCAAGCACCAGGAAGGAGAAAUCUUUGACACUGAAAAAGAAAAGUAUGAGCUGACGGAGCAGCGCAAGGCAGACCAGAAGGCAGUGGAUUCCCAGAUCCUGGCCCGGAUCAGGAAGGUGCCUCAGCUCCGUGGGUACCUGCGCUCCACGUUCUGUCUCUCCAACGGAGUCUAUCCCCACAAGUUGGUGUUCUAACUCUUCAGAAAGCACCACAUUAAAUUCCAAGGGAAAAA